AUGUUGUGCUGUGAGUUUCCAAACAUGGCGCUGCACAACGGAGUAUUGGAUUCGGUUGUCAUCCACAACGGCAACGGCGAGCUGGCACCCGUCAAGGACCACGACGCCAUCAAGCUGUUUGUGGGCCAGAUUCCGCGUAACCUGGAUGAGAAAGACCUGCGGCCGCUCUUCGAGCAAUUCGGAAAGAUCUACGAGCUCAUCGUGCUCAAAGACAAGUACACCGGAAUGCACAAGGUACUAGUCACAGCCGAAAUAUUUCUGGUGGCCCACAAGAUCAACCACAUGUGA
Rhipicephalus microplus (southern cattle tick) is the source of this 288-nucleotide messenger RNA. RefSeq names its product CUGBP Elav-like family member 4. The record is from RefSeq and is a predicted model, not a curated record. Gene Ontology annotation, molecular function: RNA binding. Lineage: Eukaryota; Metazoa; Arthropoda; Arachnida; Ixodida; Ixodidae.